AUGGCGCAGCACAUUCAGCAAAUUCCUUCAUCAGUUAAGGCCCUGAAUUCGACGGUCCAAGCUCCUUUAUUUCAGGGCCUGUACUCUUAUAAAUACAACAAUAACCGCGACCUCGAUUACGACAAGCAUCCAGAAUACUUACACCAGCGAGGACUGAACGCAAUGAGUCAAAAGAUUCAGCAACUGCAUUACACUUAUUACAUCCGGGCAUACUAUCAAUAUUUCCACGAUGCACACCCCCUAUUACUUCCGUUGACGGCUCUCGAAGGACCCCUCGGAACACAACACAUCCCUCGAAAACUUACUACGGUAAUGCAAUACAUCGGAAGCCAUUUCCUGACCAUCAAUACAAGCCCAAGAGAAGAUCAAUCUAGUACCCGAGGUGACCAUAGGAGAGCAAUAUCGGACGGAUCAAUUCAAUCCAAUAAUUACGAAGAAAAAGCAAACCGGGCGCUCGAAGAAGAAGCAUUCUCCUGCCUAUCACAUGCAGAAGAAGAACAAGAUGGUUAUCAAGUUCAAUGCAUGCUCCUCCUCUCCAUAACCGCCCACGCCCACGGCAAUUUCCUCGAAGCAAUCCGCCUCAUCAAAUCUACUGCCAGCCUCGCUCUUAACCUCGGUAUGCACACGCAAUCAUUCGCUGUUGCACAUGGCCACGGGUCUCCAAUGCUGGAAGAGAUGUGGCGUCGAUGUUAUUGGGAGUUGUUUGUCGUCGAGAGCCUUUUGUGCGCAUUGGUCGAAGAGAGUGCAACGUUGUACGAGGUUGGGUCUGAUAUACCCUUGCCAUGUGAUGAAGGGAUGAUGGAUGUACAUAUUUCAACGUCAUCAACUUACAAAUACACAAUUCAAGACCUCCUCGAUCAUUGCAAUAAUCGAGCCCAACUCGUUGAUCCAUUACCUUCAUUCGCCUAUCGAAUCACUGCAGCACAUUUUUUGGGUUCCGUGCUUUCUCUCCGGCCUUCUUGCAAAGAUGCAACGACUGCAAACGAGCUGGAGAAGUUCUACCCAAAGCUGAUGGAACAUGUAGACCACAAAGCUUCCAUUGGGGGAAUUGGCGCACAACCAGAUCAUAUAGCGCAAAUGCUUUCGCAGACCAAAGUUAUCGCUUGCUCAGCAAUGAUAUACUUUUACCGCCAAACCUCCAAACUCACCCCCAUCAAACUCCAAAGGAACCUCUCCCCAGAUCCCAGAUCACCAUCAUAUCCGUCAACCGGACCAAGCACACCCGUCUUUCCGAGCAGCUUCAUCCUCCAUUCCAAACUGUCCACCACCUCCACCAUCUCCAACUCCUUACACAGCAAACUAAUAACCUCCGACCCAUCCAGCAUGCACCUAAUAUCAACCGCAAAACAGCUCGCAACCCAACUCAACAACCCCCGCCUCGUCCGCGGAAACAGUCCCCUAAUCAUCGAUGCAAUCGCAUUAGCCAUGCUCGUCGAAAUGGCUGCCUUGUUACUCCCUACCCUUGAUGGGACAUUAAGGGAAAGACUUUCCAAUGAAUUCGGAAACUCAUUGGGAGUUCUGAAGAAGUUCGCGGCGAGAUGGCCGUUGGCAAAAACCGUGAGAGACUUGUUGAUUGAUGAGUAUGAGAAUUUGUUUAGACCCGAGAGGGCGAGAUGA
Messenger RNA from Talaromyces stipitatus ATCC 10500, 1617 nucleotides. RefSeq lists its product as uncharacterized. Gene Ontology annotation, molecular function: zinc ion binding; DNA binding. The transcript has 3 exons. The record is from RefSeq and is a predicted model, not a curated record. Gene Ontology annotation, biological process: DNA-templated transcription. Bases 1 to 1617 code for a protein of 538 amino acids. NCBI's taxonomy places the organism in Eukaryota, Fungi, Ascomycota, Eurotiomycetes, Eurotiales, Trichocomaceae.